This is a messenger RNA of Paramecium octaurelia, 405 nucleotides long. NCBI's taxonomy places the organism in Eukaryota, Ciliophora, Oligohymenophorea, Peniculida, Parameciidae. The record is from the annotation of a GenBank genome assembly.
AUGUUCGAUUUAAAGAAAAACUCGACUUUAGGAGAUGCCGAAGUGUUUUUUAUGUUGAAAAAAUAACCAAAGAUCCUAUUGCAGCAAAAAAAGUAAUACUACAUAAUUAAAAUAGGAAUAAUAAAUAAAAGAAACUUUGUACAUGAAUAACAGAAGAGAGUUUAAGAAUUCUUAGAUUAAACCUUAAAAAAGUAAAUUGAAUGUCUUUAAAUUGGAAUGCAACGAUUAAAUUUCAGGAGACCAAAGCAUUUCUUGUGUAAAACGUGCCUAAAGUAUAAUAUAGUUAAAGAAAUUAAGAUUAGAGUUAUUGAAUAUGCUCAGAAUAACACCAGAAAAACACUAGAACAAACAAAUGAAGCAUUUGUAAAUUUCAUCCAAACUCAAGUAGAGCGAUUAGGUAUAUGA